AUGAGUUUAUUCCAUCGACGAAGCAGGUCUGCGUCGGCCUCGCGGCCCCAGAACACCAAUGUUUCGGCUUCAGCUCAUGUCGCAGCUACCCAGGCUUUUCUCGCGAGCCGUGCUUCACAGGCAAACCUGUCAGCUUCCGCUGCCGCCGCUGCUCUCAGAAAUCUGACUCCGACCCCAACCCCGGUCGAUCAGGUGCAGACCAAACGCAUGGUACAGAAGCGGGCCUCCAUGUCAUCUAUCACUGGCUCUGGUAGAGGACGACCUGGAGGUCUACAAAGACAAGGCAGUUCCGGUUCCAUGACCGAGCGGACCUUCCGGACUCCUUCACCAUCGCCUUCAAGGCAAGCAUCGCGCCCCGAACCUGUAGCGCAUCCACCUGUUCCUGCACUCCCUCAGAACUAUGCCAACAGUCCUACCACUGCGCCGAAACCGAAAAAACACAAACCCCGUGCUGCUAGUCAAGACUCAUAUGCUCCUCGACUGUCAUCUCCGCCCGCAGCUCGACCCAACAAUCCACGUCAAGCUCCGGAUCCUCUGACAUCCCGCCCGCAGCAAUACCAAUCAUCUCCUAUACAGCGUAGGCCUGAUCUAGCUUUGACAGAUGAUCUCGAACGUACGGACAGUAGAAAUUCCAUCAAUUUCUCCAGGCCCUUGUCACCACGACCCCAAUCUCCAACUCCACAAUCACCCGUGGCUCAUUCCCCUAUGCUCACCAAUGGCGACCGUUUUCCGCCCAGUGUUGUAGCAUCCAUCUCCCCGGCACAGGCGGACGAUAUUCAAUACGGUCUAUCACAAGUGGCCAAUCAACCGGUGAAGAAAAAGAAAAAGAAGGUUGCCACUCACUCGGCAGAGGGGAGUCAUCUGCAUGGCGGUACAAUGGCAAGUAAACCCGUGGUGCACCCACUUGAGCCCGGGCCGGCGCAUACAGGACAGCUCUACGUCCAAGACCAACAACAGGCGAUCCCCAAGAAGAAGAAAAAGAAAAAGGUCGCCGUCACGGGGGAAAGUUCGCAUUUCGCUGACGUCCAAAGUCCGGAGAUAUCCAACACCGAAUAUUCAUCCCGGGUCGACUCGGAUUCGGAUUCCAACACUGAGAGAACCAAAGACAAACGUGCUCAGCGAGCUUCAGGCAUACUCCAGAAGCAGCCUUCGAUAGUAAAGGAGGACUGGGAAGGCGAACAGAACGAGCAAGCUCCUCUCACCCACAAUCAGAACGGUACGGUGACUGGCGAACCAUCGACGCGACCCAGUAUAUCGACAACUCCAGCUGCCGCGCGGACUACCACCGCAGCAAAUGUGUCCAAAAAGAUCAAUGAGCCUGCUUCUGUACCAGACUCAUAUAUUCAGCCGACAGGGCCAAACUAUCAUGCAUUGACCACAGCAGACCAGUUGGAUUCGUCCCCAGCCUCGUCUGUGAGCCUCCAGGUGCAAUCACCGCAAGCAGUCAGAGGUUCAUCAUUAAGUCCCUCCCGAUCUAAAACCAGGUUUUCGGACAGGCUCUCCUCAGAUCUUGCUGCAGGACGAAAGCAUGAUCCACUUCCACGGUCGGUCUCUCCAGCUAAAUCAGCGCUGAAGCAUCAUUCACCUGCACCCAGCGGUUCACCAUUGGAUCCAAAUUUCAAACCAAGAGGUGCUAGUGCCACCCCAAGCGAAACUUCAGAUAUCUCAAACACUGAGCCUGAAGCUUUGCCGAAGCGCAAGAAAUCAGCCAGAGUCAGUUUCGAUGCUGCACCAGAGGCUGUUGCUUCUCCCUCGUCUACUGAAGCUGUCGAGAGCCCAAGCAAAGAGAAGAGAGGUUGGCUUGGCAUGGGUAAGAGCAAACCAACACUGUCUACCAUUCCCUCCAAUGAUGACAUGGAAGAAUUGAUGAAGCCUCGCCCGCAACUUCCAUCUUUUGGUAGCGUUCGUGGCCAAAAAUCUCGCGACGGAAAUGACCUGGCCACUGCCGCCAGAUUGAUAUCUGCAGAAAAUCAUUCCCAGACCUCGGAGGACAGUAAACUCGCUCCUUCCUCGGUCGCUUCCUCCGAGACCUCAUCCAGUUCCUUCAAUCAUGCACCAGCAGUGGGCGUGUCCAAUGACCACCUGGUGGGCGCCAUUCUUGCUCAAGACCACCAGAAAACAUUGAGACCUGCGGGUAAUGAACCCUUACCGCCAGAGGUCACUUCGGUUGAAGGGGGUGUCUCUUUCUCCGACUCUGAAAACGAGAGCUCGGAGGAGGAAGCAGAAGACAUCCAAGAAGCCACGGCGUCACCAGGUCCGGCCUCCCAGGGACUCGGAGAGCAAGCUUCAGGUACUCUUGCGACACAAGCACCAUCAACCAACUCGCAUAUCGAGCUUCCGCAACAGGUCGAUGUGCCCGUUCUGUCGCUUUCGCCACCAACACCAGCACUAGAGCAAACAAAACAGAAUGACCAAUGGGAAGUGGAGGUUCCCGGGGGCUUUCCAGUGUCCUUUGACGCUUUGGCUCAGCUGAAUAGCUCGAACAAGGCCGGUAAUGACACUGGAGCGCUCGCUACGACCUCUAGAGGUCUGGGAGUCGUUGCACCCAGUGAGAGUGAGUCCGACAACGAUAGUAUCUACAGUGAUGCUGCCGAAGAUCCAUCGGAGCUUGAUGGGACCGGCUUUGGAUCGAUCGAUGCGAUUCUCGAUAGCCCCGUAGUCACGUCUCCAUCCACUCGCCUUGCAACGGUCCCGGAAAGUCCUCUUGCCCGCGUGUCAAAUGCCCCACUAGCCGAACAAAUACCGCCCAGUCCAUCCUGGGAAGCAACGCAAGCCCGUUGGAGCAAUAUUGCAGAGCAAACGAAGCAAUCGCCCCCGUCAUCGCCAGUCACUCAGCCACCAGUGCAAGAACCUGCUCGGCCACGUGCGGUGGCCCCAACUCAAGCACAACAGGCACCGCAACCUGUCCAAUACUCACAACCGGCUCAACCCAAAAAGAAAAAGAAGAAGUCGCCGCCACAGGCUACUGUUGCUGCACCAAUUCCUGCUGCUCUCAUAGCUGCACGGGGUGUUGUACCCGAUUCACCACUUCGUCACCCGAAUCAACCUUCUGCUUACCCUGCGAUCCAGCAACAGAGAGUUGAAACUUCUCCACCAGCACAACACUUCAGGCAAUCAAUGCGUGCGACUUCUCCUCCCGCACCAGAGCCUACCUUCAGACAAUCGCUGCGAAAUGAAAAUCGCAUCCCAAUGAGCUCCGCGCCUGGUCAGUUCAAGCAGAACAGGGCCUCGCAACCCGCUCCAUCAGCAGUUUCUGCAGCGCAGGCACAAGCCAGGCCGGCAGCACAACCACGAACUGCUCUCCAGAAGAAACAUAUACCCUCGCAAGCUGUUACUGCCGCACCCGCAGCCACGGUCCAAAAACAGAGAUUACCGCCACCACCACGCAUCCCAAGCAACGAUAGCGAUUCCGACAGCUCCUUCCGGAGAGCAAGGCGCAGCAAAUCUACCAGUGGUGGUCAGUAUACGAUGCGUCGAAGCAUGCGUGGGAGUGCAGGUCCUCCAUCACAGGCCGAUCCGCGGAACGGAGUUCGAUCAGUGUCACCAGUUGGCCGUAGACCGUUCUCACCCCCAGCAGGACCACACGCCAUGAGAACUUCUAUGCGAGGUUCUAUGGAUAACACUCCAACCCUUCGUGGCUCAACUGACCCGAAGAGAUCUUCUUCUCUGUUUGGGCGGCGGCAGACCAGUCAACCCCCAUCGGCCCCUGCAGUCAGUACCAGCGGGUUUACGAGCAAGAUUCGAUCGCGUAUUGUGGACUCGGACGAUGAGGAUGACUAUGCCCCAAAGCCGACCAAGUGGCGAUCGAGAUUUGCUGAUGACAGUGAUGAUGAUGACCCGGGCUUUACACCAGUUCGAGGAAUCCCUAGACGGGCGAAUGAUAGUGACUCGACUGAUCUAGAUGAUAGCUCGGAUGAGGAGAAGGCCCCGGUGCGAGCCACCCCUAAGCUUGCAGUUGCAACGAACAACAUCAGUACGCCUGUAGCGGAUGGAGCACGACCGCAGUCCCCAACGAGCCCGCAAAAACGCGGUCUAUUUGGACGAUUUCGAAGCAAGAAACCCAAAGAGGAAGCUCUGUCGCCGGUAGUGGAGGCACCUCCGCUAACAAUCAAACAAGAAAAGACCAAAGCUUCACAGCUGGGGUUCUCAUCCACGGCAGAACGAGACAGAAUCAUUGAACAGACGAGGGCAAGGCUUGAGGCAGCACAAAAUGGGCCGGUGGCGGCAGCGUCACCGCCACCGUCGUCGCAUGGAAAGCUUCAACGACGGCAUAUCCCUCAACGCGUGAUGAGCGACUCAUGGCCACUCCCGCCCAAGAUCCCCGACGAUGAAAACCUUCGACCUGGUACGGCAGAAAGUGCACCGGUACGCAACGGCUCGACGAGACUUGCAGAAGGAAGUAUGAGAGGAUAUCACGAUCCCGUGGCGGUUGGAAAAAGCGGGAAGAAGAAAAGGUUCCCCAUGCUACGAAAAGCAUUUGGACUGAAAGAUUGA
This is a messenger RNA of Exophiala bonariae, 4494 nucleotides long. RefSeq lists its product as uncharacterized. Lineage: Eukaryota; Fungi; Ascomycota; Eurotiomycetes; Chaetothyriales; Herpotrichiellaceae. The record is from RefSeq and is a predicted model, not a curated record. The transcript is spliced from 2 exons. Bases 1 to 4494 code for a protein of 1497 amino acids.